UGAAGAGGGAUGGAGAGGUAGGUUGACAAAUGUUAAAGAAGCGUCCUCGUUAGUUCUUCGACGUCGCAUUUUUCGAUUCUUCGAUGGAUUGGCGGAACGAGGAGUCGGAUCAGUCGAGCGUCGAAAACUUAAAGUGGGACGAGAAUGAUUACUUCCCGGCCGGAACAAGGGAUGCUCCCGUCGCCGACGCUCUAGAUCGUAACAUUUGCUCCCAAGCGGUUCAGGCUGAUAAUGGAACUUGCAAGGAUAUCACGAGUUUCACUUCUGCUCUGGAAAAUCUAGAGCUUCUCGAGACGAACAAGAAUUACACGGGAUUCAGAACCAGUGACGCACAAACGGAUUACUUCGACGAUUCCGAGCAAGAUGAUACCGCGCCGGUUUUCAAAACACGGGAAAAAACCACUUUCCAAUUGGUGGUCCAAGGACCGGAAAUUCUAAAUUUCCAAGGUACGAGAUAUUCGCCUGCGGACAUUGCUCCCUAUUGGAAGAAGGAUUCUCGAAUGUGGCUGUGGAAGUCGGUCAGACUCGCGAGAAAGAUAAGAAAAGACUAAAACGAAAGCUCCGUCGGACACUUUGACAUAGCGAAUUUUUGUAGCAUAUAAAUUGUUAUUUGACAUGUAAUGUAAAU
This is a messenger RNA of Pseudomyrmex gracilis, 628 nucleotides long. RefSeq lists its product as uncharacterized. The record is from RefSeq and is a predicted model, not a curated record. The transcript is spliced from 4 exons. NCBI's taxonomy places the organism in Eukaryota, Metazoa, Arthropoda, Insecta, Hymenoptera, Formicidae. Bases 84 to 551 code for a protein of 155 amino acids.